This is a messenger RNA of Zea mays, 724 nucleotides long. Its product is annotated as Peptidyl-prolyl cis-trans isomerase FKBP12. Gene Ontology annotation, molecular function: peptidyl-prolyl cis-trans isomerase activity. Gene Ontology annotation, cellular component: cytoplasm. Bases 125 to 463 code for a protein of 112 amino acids. The transcript is spliced from 5 exons. Lineage: Eukaryota; Viridiplantae; Streptophyta; Magnoliopsida; Poales; Poaceae. The record is from RefSeq and is marked validated.
ACUAUCCGACACUAGGCCACCACCAGCGGGCGGGCUCCAGUCGCAACUCGCAACACAGACGCCGCCGCCGCCCAAAGAAAGACGUCAACUCCAGGAGACAAGAUAGUGAGAACUGAAGAGAAGGAUGGGCUUCGAGAAGCAGAUCCUGAGAUCCGGCACCGGCCCCAAGCCGAUAAAGGGCCAGAAGGUCACCGUUCACUGCACCGGCUACGGGAAGGAUCGUGAUCUGUCCAAGAAAUUUUGGAGCACCAAGGACCCUGGGCAGCAGCCAUUCAGUUUCAGCAUUGGUCAGGGUUCAGUGAUCAAAGGAUGGGACGAGGGAGUUAUGACCAUGCAAGUGGGUGAAGUUGCUCGUAUCCAGUGCACGCCUGAUUAUGCUUAUGGAGCCGGCGGGUUCCCAGCCUGGGGAAUUCAACCAAACUCAGUGCUUGUGUUCGAGAUUGAAGUCCUCAGUGCCCAGUAAUUCGCAUCUGUCAGCUAUGGAAACGUUGGCCAUGCUUCUCAAGUAAUGAAAUAAUUCCGUUGUCACCUCAUGCUACAUACAGCAGAUUGGUGUUACGAGUUAAAUCCUGUGAAACUUUAGCAUUCUGUAACCGUGGAUGUCGAGUUUAUGGAGUUCCUUGUGUGGCGCCUCAAGUCAAGUUCUCGUCAAAGAUUGUAAUCUGAUGGCUUCCAUUGUGACUUGUAGGCGGCUGCAAUAAACUUACUUGAUGCAAUUAUUGCA